AACGGCGCCUGCGCGGAGCCCCGCGGCCGCCUCAGGGCCGCCAUGGCGCCGGCGGCGGGCUGCGGGCGGGUGGCGGCCGUGUCGUGCCUGGUGCUCUGCGCCUCCCUCCUGCUGCCGAGGGCCCUGCUGCCAAAGGGCGGCGGGAGGACGGAGCCCGGGGCCGCGCCGCCCGACGGGAAGCCUGGUCGCUUUCCACCCAGGAUGCAUUACCAGGCCACCCCCGACAGCCGAGCUACCCCUCAUUUUCCAAGGUCUCACCUCGCUGAAGCAGUUGCCAAAGCCAAGGCCGGUGGAGGUGGUGGCGGAAGUGCUGGUGGAACUGGGAGAGGUCUUGUGGGGCAAAUUAUCCCUAUAUAUGGAUUUGGCAUCUUCUUAUAUAUCUUGUACAUUUUAUUUAAGCUGGCUUCCAAGGGAAAAACUACAGCUGGAGAACGGAAAUGCCCUACUGCUGCACCUGGAAACAUGAAGAGGAAAAUCACUGACUAUGAGCUCACCCAGCUCCAGGAAAAACUGAGAGAGACCGAAGAAGCUAUGGAAAAAUUAAUCAACAGAGUAGGCCCUAACUGUGAAAGGACCCAAAAUGUUACAACAGAGCAGGAAAAAAGGUUGCUUCAGCAACUGCGAGAAAUUACUAGAGUGAUGAAAGAAGGCAAAUUCGUAGAUGGCACCUCUCCGGAGAAAGAAGCUGAAGAAGCUCCUUACAUGGAGGACUGGGAAGGUUACCCAGAAGAGACCUAUCCCAUCUAUGAUCAUUCCGAUUGCUUCAAGCGCAAGCGGGAAACAAUCCUGGUAGAUUAUCCCGAUCUCAGCCAGCCCUCUGCAGAAGAACUGGCCGAAAGAAUGGAGGGCAUGGAAGAUGAGGAUUACCUGUGCAAUGAAACCCUACUCUCUGGCCUCACCAUGGGGAGGGACAGCCACAAUUUAACGCAGAAAAGGGAUGAGGGAACUGGCAUCGGUGAAGAGGAGAGGGACCAUCAUGACAGCCAAAGCACUGAGGAGUGUUGUUACUGCUACGAGGAGGAGGAGGAUCCUGCUGUUAUAGCGGAGAAUGCUGUAUUCCACUCGGAGAGCUGCAGUGAAGCAGAAGAGCCAGCCUCAGAGGACCUGUUCAUGGAGUCUGACAAUGAAAAUGCAGCACUGAAAAAGCAAAAAGCUGGCGAUUCAGGUGAAACAGGCAUGCUGAGAAAGCGCAACACAAAAGGACAUGAGUAACAGUGACAAUAUGUGAAUGUCAUCCGGGUGGUGACACUAAAGGUCAUAAACUGUCAGUUUGUGUGAUUUUUGCUUCUGAAGAAGAGAAUUCUUUAUUCAUCUCUGUGUACGAAUUCGAUUCCCACAGUAACAAUCACAUCAUCCACCCCAACUGCAAGCCAACACCCUGCAGUCAUGUCAACUUAUCACUACCUUGCCAUGAGCACUUUGUCCUUCCUUUUGGAAACUGAUACCUCGAAGAAGAUUAUUCCAUUCCUAUAUUUGUGUGUUUUGUUUUGUUUUUUUUUUAUUUAUUUCUGAUUUCUGAACAAGCAGGGUUUGUGUUUUUUGUUUUUUGUUUGUUUGUUUGUUUUUUUUGCCAAGAGUAAAUCAGAUGUCUUUUUCCUAAAAAAAAAUCUCUUUUUUUUUUUGGUGUUACCUAUUAUGGAAAUGAAUCAAAUUCAGAUAUAGUUAAGAGAUGAUCAUGAAGCUGGAGGAGAAAGUAUGCCUUCUUACUCUUAACCGAUCAGCAAAACAGACCAUAGUCACACAAGUCGUUCUUUCUCCACUGCGGCAUUGCUGCUGGAAGCCCAAGAAACUGCUGUUACUACAAUUUAUAAAACUUAAAUGCUACCACAACCCACAGCCCAUUUCCCAGUUUAUUUAAUGCUGUAAGACCAGUAGCGUAACCUUUUUCUCGUCCCAAGAAAAGCAUAAGCAAGACUGAAGCAUAAUGUGUUUUCUUUGUCUUCGCCAUAGCCAUGGUGAAAUGACUUGCUGAAACUCCCAGAUGGGCACAGGAAUCAGCCCGUGCAUCGUGUUGUAGAACAUUUAAAAUAUCCCUGGUGAUUUGCUCUUGAACUUUGGAAGUACUGGAAGUACACUGAGCGGCUCAUUUGAAUCCGCGCAUAUCUACGUUUAACAAAACACACGUGUACCACGUGUACGACUAUGUGCCAGCUGUAUCCCCAGAUCACCAGGGCGUAUCUGGAGUAUAAAAAAAGCAUUUUGCCCUGCACACUCAGAUUGGGUUUGUUGUUCGGUGGAUGUCUGCCUUUGAGGCAUCUCUUUUGGUUUUGUUAGCACUGAUUUGUUUUCCAGGUGACAACUGUGGCCUGAUGUCUACAUCGUAGUAUCUUAUUCGUAAAGAAUUCCUGCUUAGAGAAUUAAGGAAUAAAGACCAAAAAUAUGUUCAUAGUAAUGGAAGACUGAAAAUAGAGGAAAUAUAUUGAGUACUCUGUUUUACUAGGAGUGUAUGUCUUUUAAAAUCAUUCUGUAGACCAACUUUUAUUUUUUGUUUCCUGGAGCCCCUCAACACUGUCCUUCUCUCUUCACUGUGUCAGUAGUUCGAGCCCUGUCUCUGAGCUGAGCUCGUGUCGCUGGGAAUCCCUGCUGGGCCUUCACAACACCCAUGAGUGCAGCGCUUCUGUCCAAGCCAGAAUCUCUGCAGGUGAGAAUAGCAAUUGAUAAUUGCUAUCUUAACUCUGCUGCAGCUCACAGAAAUACGGACUUAGAAGAUUUUACCUGUCUAUAUAAAUAUGUGCUCAUGUCGUGCUUCAAAUGCCAACAGCUUAUAAAGGUAUAUGAAAUUUUAAAAAGUCAUUGCUUCCUUUCAAUUUGUACAUUUAACUUUGUGCAAUAUAUUGUAAACACGUGAAAAAGCGGUGUUACACGUAAAGCGUAGGGUAGAAUUUUUAGCUGUUUUCGUACUUCAAGAAGCUAAAACGUGGUAAAUUGUUGUGAACAACAAAGUCCGCACUCCAAAGUGCGUUCAUUGUGAAACUCCUGCAGACUGCAUCCAAAUCCUGCUCCUAAGGACAGUUCAACUCCGGACAAUAUCCAGCGAGUCACUAUUUGUGUGCGUUGUGCUGGGUUAUGCACACUCAUGUGGGAUACAGAUAAGUAGUCCCGUGGCCUCUGAUGGGCAGUGUUUCUGUCUUGGCUAAACACGUAGGCUGACCAGGCCUGGAGGCAGCGCUGACUGUGAAGACACCCAAAAAUUUUAUUGUAUCUACCUGGCUGCUGAGUGCUGCUUUAGUAACGACUCGGGUACUGCAGAGGCAGAGCCAGCAGCCAGGGAGGUAACACGAACACCUCUGGAAAAAAGGAAGGGAGCGACGCUUGUAAAACAGCAUAGUUUUUAACAGUGUAUUUUGACAUGAGGUUUUCUGAAAGGAGAAUAGAUGACGAUAAACUAAGGGCCAGAUCACCACAGGCACUAAGGAAUAGCAAAGCCCCAGCAUUUUAGGCACCCGUCGGCCUAGAAGAAAUUCCAGUUUCUAAGCAUAGCAGAGGGACAGUGAGGCCCCUGCUGCCACACACAGCCUGGCUAAGCAGAGAGCUGCUUUGGCCAAACACCAGGAAUGCCAAAGGGAAGACUUGCCCCUACAACAAUUAAUUCCAGACUUGGAGGUCACUCAGUUUAUAAAUGUCAGUAGGAAUUCGUCAAGCACUUUCAGGGCUGUCCCAGCCUUUCCUUGUAGGGAUAUCCCUCCUAGGGAUAAAGGCGGCCUGUGAUAAUGACACUCACUACAGUAGUGGGAGGCAUUUAUAAAUCCUCACACUGACCUGGAGCAAGGACCAUGAACCUCCGCCGUCCCCCAGGGGUGGCCUAACCAAUUCAUACAUCCUUUGGAGCUGUUCCACUUUGCCCUGGUAGUUAAAUUAUCCUUGUAUUGGCAGCAUAAAUAUCAAGAAACUGACGUGUGACAUACUAAUCUUUGAAACUAAUAAAAAAAAUAAUUUAACUCCUACAUCCAGUCUGGUUUUUGACCUUGGUCCUUCCACAUUUAAAAAUGAUAAUAACCAAAGGUUCCCCUCCGAGCACAGAGACCAGUUGUCAGGACUCCUUUCAAUGCCCGUGAGACAGACAAUUGCUUCAUAUUCCUUUGCAGCACCAACAGGCAGAAAUGAGAGUAAUGCAGGUUGACAGUGCGGUGCCAAAGAGCCUGAACAGCUCAAUCUUGAGGUCUUGAUUACCUUGGCAGCCCCGCGGAGAGUACCAGUAAGUGCUCUUAGGAUGUGGGCAGUGAUACGUCGUGGCUUACCAGGAGCCUUCAAACUAAGACUGCCCCUGUUUAUCUGAUGCUUCCUUUUCUUUGCUUCAGCUCCUGAAACAGAAGCGUGUAUUUAUGCAUUUUAGAAAGGCAUCACCUCUGAAGUGCGCCCAGCAUUCUCAAUUAUUAAUUGCUCAUUUUUAGCAGAGAGCAGUUGUAAUUUGAAGAAGAGUUUAUUUAAAUGAAAUUAGGAUUCUGCCAAGAAAUUCUAUUAAAUCAAAAUCACGGGUCAGAACACGAUCAAACCUGGGACACAGGAAAAAAUAUGGAAGCUCUGAUGGAAUCCCACUGAAAGCAGUUGGGCUGAUUAACAGCACAUGCUCCUCUACCUGCAGUAUUUCUUAAAACAGAAAUAAGUGGUUGUACUUUUUAUUAGUGCUAAAAUAAAUAGCACACUGUUCAAAUUAAAUAUCUGCUAAAACAUUCACUAACACAGAAGUGCUAAUUAUUCCUGGGUAUUUGUUAAUGGUUACAAGUAAUUACAGGCGUUCUAUGGGAUCAAAAAAUAAACUAUGAAAUAUAAGAUCAGUGCUGGUCCCCAAAAUGCUGUAAACAAGAUUAUUAAUUAAAUAAUACUUGUGUAAGAGAUAAACAUGUAAGAAGUUUAUUAGACUCUUUGCAGCAAAAAUCAGUGAUCUAUUAAUGAUCUAUUUUGCAAUGUUUUUUAUAUAUCAAAUAUAUAUUUUAUAUAUCAUAUUUCAAAGAAACUUAAUACAACGUCAGAUGACACAGACCAAGGAUCCAAUGUACAAAUACAGCUGGAAAAAUUGGUCUAGUCAGGUAAUUUUUAUCAGCUUUGGAGCAUCACCAAUUUUAGGGAGGGGCAGAUUCCUAGAAAGCAAAUAGACACCUGACAGUAGACGCGUCACUUUUUAUGGUUAUCAUUUUUGUUUGGAAUUUGUGUUAGCAUUAAAGGUAAAAAUUCAGCUAAAACAACACUGGAAACUCCUUAUGUUAAAAACCUCCAUAUUCUGUGUAGGUAAUUUAUUAAGGUAUCUCUGACACGGGGUAUGGAAAGACAUAGUUGCUUCAAACUAAUCAAGUUUAAUAUUUUUGCACAAUGUUCAGUAUUGACACACACUGGAAACUAUAUGACAGAAAUAAUGGAAAUUAUAUGAAUUAUGUAAAUUAUGUGAAAGUAAGAAAUCAGUCAUUGUACGUCCUGGUAAAUAAACAUGUACUCCAGAAUACCAAA
Molecule: messenger RNA, 5442 nt
Organism: Anas platyrhynchos (mallard)
Lineage: Eukaryota; Metazoa; Chordata; Aves; Anseriformes; Anatidae
Gene: RIC3
Product: RIC3 acetylcholine receptor chaperone
Biological process (GO): protein localization to cell surface; synaptic transmission, cholinergic
Cellular component (GO): neuronal cell body; intracellular membrane-bounded organelle; neuron projection
Source: RefSeq, a predicted model, not a curated record